AUGGGUUUAAAUUCAUUUAAUGCUGCACUUCAAGCUGAAAAGUAUGGAGUUGAUCAUUCAUGCUACUCAAACUUCCUUCACACUACACUUAGGGAUACGGUUAAGUCGGAUGGUUUGAGUUCUUAUCGAAAUAAGGUGUUGGAGAUACCCAAAUUUUCUGACAUGAAAUUUCAAAAGGACAUGAAGAAGUUGGGGAAUCAAAAUGAUUUAAGUGACUUGGACUCAAUAAACACUUCCUUAAAGUUUUCUGCUGGCUGUGAACUUUAUGAAGCACUUGGACCAGCUUUUCUGAGAAAGGGUAUCUAUGCUGAUCGGCUGGCAGAGAAUACCGAAGCUGGAGCUAAUAUCGAAAUGGUAGAGGGGAUGAGAAGCAGCCAGUUAAAUUUUGAAUAUGGUUCAGAGAAUCUCCUAGAAGCUGUAGUGGCAAAUGUUUGCAAUAGUGGCAGUGAUAUCAAAAGUGAGAGAUCAUUUUGCAGAUCAGCAGCAUCACUGUUGACAACUGGAAAUACACCAGAGCCUUCAAGCCAAACUAAACUUACUAUUAAUUCAGCUGGUUAUUCAAUUAAUGAGUCCUCUCUUGCGGAAGACAACACACAGCAGUGCCUGAAUUCAUCAGAGUUAUGUGGUGCAAUGCCUUCAAAAGGAUUUUCUUCUGCUUGCCCUAGCAAUUGCAGUGAGCAGCAUGAGAGGUCUUUAGAGCCAGCUAAGACCAACAGAAAGAGGGCUAGACCUGGUGAAAAUCCCAGGCCUAGACCAAGGGACAGGCAACUCAUUCAAGAUCGUAUUAAGGAGCUAAGGGAUCUUGUGCCCAAUGGAGCAAAGUGCAGUAUUGAUUCAUUGCUGGAGCGCACAAUCAAGCACAUGGUCUUUCUGCAAGGCAUCACUAAGCAUGCUGACAAGCUCGGUAAAUGUUCUGAACCAAAGGAACUAAAUGAUAUGCAUCACAAGGGAGCUGGCAUGCUAGGAUCAUCCAAUUAUGAACAUGGUUCAAGCUGGGCAGUGGAAGUGGGAAGCCAUCUAAAAGUUUGCUCAAUAGUAGUGGAGAAUAUAAACAAAAAUGGGCAGAUGCUUGUAGAGUUAUUGUUUGCUAAGUUUAUGAUUUCAUUGUUUAUGAUUUCAUUGGCGGAUUCACCCCUUAGUAUAUGUUCAAUUAGGGAAUUUGUUCAUUAUUUCACUGGUAUCAUAAUUCAGAAAGAUAUGAUGUGCAAGGAAUGUAGUCAUUUUCUUGAGAUAGCGGAGGCCAUCGGAAGCUUGGGCCUGACAAUUUUAAAAGGGGUUACAGAAGCACAUGGGGAGGAGACUUGGAUAUGUUUUGUGGUUGAGAAAUCAAGGGGACAUGUUCAACAUCUUGUGUUGAAUCAUUUUGUCUUUGCAUUUGUGGCUGUGAUCUGUGUGUUCCAUUGGUUAUUUGCCUGCACAAAACAUGCUGAUGGGAUGCUAAUGAAACAUGUCAAUGACUUCCUUUUGAUAUGGGCAGAACAACAGAGUUAUGCAUAG
Molecule: messenger RNA, 1497 nt
Organism: Durio zibethinus
Lineage: Eukaryota; Viridiplantae; Streptophyta; Magnoliopsida; Malvales; Malvaceae
Source: RefSeq, a predicted model, not a curated record